This is a messenger RNA of Sinocyclocheilus anshuiensis, 697 nucleotides long. Its product is annotated as somatostatin-2-like. The transcript has 3 exons. Gene Ontology annotation, biological process: regulation of cell migration; adenylate cyclase-inhibiting G protein-coupled receptor signaling pathway. Bases 102 to 446 code for a protein of 114 amino acids. The record is from RefSeq and is a predicted model, not a curated record. Lineage: Eukaryota; Metazoa; Chordata; Actinopteri; Cypriniformes; Cyprinidae. Gene Ontology annotation, molecular function: neuropeptide hormone activity; G protein-coupled receptor binding. Gene Ontology annotation, cellular component: extracellular region.
CUGACACAAACACGAGAUGCUGCAGUUUGAACCAACAAAUACCAAAGAUCAACACUUCCUUUAAAAGCUAAAUAUCUUUUGUGAAGGUACCUCUCUAAAACAUGACGAUGGGAGUUAGAUGGGACAAUCGUACAGCAGCUGAGAGAAGCAUGUUCAUAAUGCGGAUGAUGCUGAGCCUGUUUCCUCUGGUCCUUGUGGUCUGGAAUGGUGAAGCGUUACCUGUACAAGACAAGCAAUUACACACCAAUGAGAUACUGACCAAAGACCAGAAGGACUUGUUGAAGAAGAUGAUGACAGAUAUGGCUGAGCUGAACUUCACUAGUAAAGAACUAGCUGAUCUUGACCCUGAAUUUCUGAAUGGCAAACUGGGAGAAAAGUCUGUUUAUGAACCAACCCCGAAAUCUCCAUGCAAGCUCUUCUUCUGGAAGAGCUUCUCCUCGUGUUAAAACUGGAAAACAGAACAGACACAGAUGAGUCUGCUGAAAUCUACAGUCCUGCCUUUACAGUUUGCCAAUCUAAUCAUACAUUGUUAUUGAAAUCAAUAUGUAUCUCUUGGCUUCCGCUGUUCCUGUACUGUAGUUAAGAAUGAAACGGCUUAUUGUUUGAGGUAAAAACAAAAAAAAUACAGUGGUCUUUUGCAUGUACACUUUCUACUGUUUGACAUCCAAGCCCAAAAUACUGUAAUAAAUGUUCUACA